AUGGGCGACGACCCACCGUCGUCUUCGUCGUGCUCCUCCCCUUCGCGUUAUCCGGGAUCGUUGCCGUCGUCACGACCGUCCUAUACCGAUGAUCGCGCCGGUUCAUCCACCAUCGCCACCGCCAGCGCUAGCUCAAGCGCCAGUGGAACCCCGCGUCGACGCGGCGGAGGCGACACGACCCCGACUACGGCCACGACCACGACGACGACGACGACCGCGGGCACGACGCUCAACAGCCCAGGUUUAGCGAGUGCUUUCCGUAGCUCGUCCACGGCUUCCUCAUCCUCGGCCUCGCCAAGGACUCCCGGGGCGAGAGCUCCACUGGCUCAAUCGUACUCGUCGAGCUUCAACACGUCGUCGUCUUCUCAGGGUGCCGACCGAGCUUCGCCUGUCACCGAAUCGACCACACGACGGCGGACAGCAUCCACGUCCUAUAGUCCGGGUACAACAGGGAGAAGGGGUACGAGGGGUGACUACGCUACCACGUCGACCUCUACGGUUCACCACACACCUUCCCCUUCGAGGUCGUCGGCGAAUCCGGGCUCGGCGGACACAUCGCCGAACGAGCGGUACGACUUUCCUUCGCUCGUCACGACGAGUCCACCCAUGGGCUUGCACAAAGCGUCUCCGGUCGUAAGUGGCACUUCCUCACCCCGAUCAAGCCCACGGGUGCGUCCAACGUCCAAAAUGUCGCCCUCGGCUUCGAUGACCGCCGCGCAGGAAACCCGAUCAAGAGCUAGUCUCGGGUCCGGCUUCGCGGUGAGGAGGGGACCUUCACCACCGCCUUCAGUAACGUCGAGUCCGUCCGGUAGUUCGACCUCCGUUCGUCGUAAACCACCACCUUUGACGAUCGAGUCGGGAUCACCAAGGUCAUUGCGGACCAAGGCUCAAGUGAUGACACGCGCCGAUUCGUCCGACAGCUCCGACAUGGAGCCCUCGACGUCGGCUUCGGCGGCGCGAGGCUCGACGACAAGAAGGACACGUGAGGAUUCGAUCGGGAUCGACGAUUACGCCAACUGGUCGAUGCCACCUGCAACGGGGACGCGUGACUCGGUCAUCUCGACACCGGUGCGACCCCAACCGUCAACGUCAACGGGUGCCGCUCGGCCGCCACCACCGUCUGAAUCGCAUUCGUUCGCGAGCCCGGGUACACGUGCCGAGGAGAGGGAUACACUGUCCGGUCUGGGCUACCAUGGCGAUAACCGUGCCGAAGCAUCAACCUCGGGUCUUGCGCUCCCUUCCGCCUCGUCGUUGUUCGCUGGAUCUGCCUCGACAGCUGGGAGUGAUCCCGGCCUCGGUCUUUCGAGCUCUUUCUCAACGUCUCGUCUCGGUGCGGACUCCUCGACCGGCCACUCAACAUCGUACACCAGUACAUCGUUCGAGGCCACACCCUCCUCCUCGACCUUAUCACGACGCCGAGAUUCCUCAUCUUCGACCUUGGCGCUCGAUGCGUCGAGGAGCUCAAGCAGCAUCAGCGGACCCGAAAGCCCCGUCACGGAUCGGAGACAACUGAUUGGGCUGGGGGAGCUGGCGACGCCGAGAUGGACCAGUGGAGCUUCGGAGAGGAGGUGGGGUUCGAUGGAUGAUGAUCAGACCAUGAGAGAUAUGGAGUACUUGUCGUCGAGUGUUCCCAGGGAGCCGAUGGUACGUUAGCUUGGGUACGACGCCCAAAGCUUUGUGGAAGACUGUCAGCUGAACUCACAUCUCACGCAGCCUGAAUUCUCUCGGCAGCUCUCCUUGCACUCACCAGUAGCGGAUCGGCAACCACUCGCAAGCCCACAACCCUCUGCUCCCGCGAGCGCACGCUCGAGCUCGUUCCCGGCCCAGCCAAUGCAUCCGACGACGCUUUUCCCCUCCACGGCUGGCGGGUCCAACUCGGGGUCAGGGACACCCGUUGAUACUAGAGCUAUCGACGAUGCGAGGUUGAGCAAGGCAUUGGCCGACGUGUCGUUGAGGGGCACCAUCUCUUCGUCACCUCGUGUGCGCAGCACGCCCACGACUCCCUCCAUCACGCGACAAGAAGCAGCUGGUACCGUCCGGUCGAACGACUCAGAGGUUCCGGCGUCAAGCACAUCCACCUCGGGCGUAUCGUGGCCCAGAAGUGAGCCCUUCGUGGGUCUCGGUCUCGACUAUGAGAGCGGCGGAACACCCGGUCGGGGUGCGGGCGAGGUGGAUGAGCAGGAUACGCUGCGUCGAAGGACCUCGUCGAGUGGUCGACGAACGAGCAGUAUCGGGGCCAAGACUUCGUCAUCGUCCGCUGAAGGUAAAUCGCCGUCACUCUCUUCCACGCCUCGGUCAAACACCGCCCAUCGACGGUCCUUGACAGGAAAGAGUGGCGCAUUUUCGCAUCUGCCGCCUUCACCCGCUGCGUCGACGGCUGCACACGCCUUGGCCGCUUCUACCACAUCUACUUCCGCGCCUCCUCCUCCGGCGCCUCCAUUCGCUUCGACGUCCACUACCACCGCAAGCUCCGGAUCGACGACAUCGAGUCAUCAGACCGCACCCCAAACGACCCCUGGGCGACCCACGGACCGCCUCUCGCACCAGUCGCUUAGCUCUCACCAUGCGUCCCCCUCGAUGGUCGCCGCCUCGAUCCUCCGGCAAACGCAGAAAGCGGAUUUGGGGCGGUUCGAUAUGCACGAAGCCGCUGCGGCAGACGAAGGUACGGCCGAAGCUCUACGCAAGCUCGAUGGGCUGUGCUCGCCUAGGGUGUCGCGCGUCUUACCGGCCAAAGACAUCGGCAAGGGCGUGCCGUCGGGAUCCAGCUCGAGCGGACAGCGCAGUCGACAGAAUAGUUUGAGUCGGCGCAAUUCGGAAGAGCUCAGGAUCAAGCGAAGGACACGCAACAGUGUUGCAGGAGUGCUGGCGAAGGAAGCCGAGAAUGAGCCGUUACCAGGCGUUGAUGCAGAGCGGCUCUCGACGCAUCCGAGCAGCGAGGCGGGGACAACUCCUACACCCGCAGUCCCGUCGCCUUCGAGCCUCGCUCCCACUCCUUCGAUGGCCGCCUUGGAGGCACCUCGAUCGCCUUUGGUCGCCAGUUCGGGUGCUCCAGAGGUCUCGAGUGCUAGAACAGGCAGUAGUGCGUCGCCCGCGGCCGUCGCGACCCAUGCCUGGCCCUCUCCAGCCACAUUACGGACGCCGUCACAUGUUUCGACCCAUUACGAUGUACCCUUUCCAAGUUCGAGCCCAGUCAACCGUGGUUCUUCGUCCUCGACGACAGGCGGCACCUUCACUUCGCACGAGUCUACGUCGGCGGCGUCCUUGUCGAGCUACUCGCUCGCGACCACGGCGCCUCGCUCGAGCUCAUCCAAGAACCGACGCAGCAGCAUGAGCAGCGACGUUUCGUCGGUCCCGAGCGUCACUGGAGAGGGUGGUGACGCGCGAGAGAGUGCCGGCGAGAACGACACCAUGCGAUAUAUACCCCCCGUACCGCCUUUGCCAAAGGACUUUGAGCUGUACCAUCGGUCGCCCAACACCUUCACUACGACUUCGAGCGCGCAAAACUCGCCUCGGGCCGAAGCACCACCAGCACCAGCUCCGAACUCGACCCGCCCCUCGGAAAGCACGCAUCUGCUUAGCCCGGGCCCGGGACAUUUCGAGUUUCCUACGAGCGCGAGGACCAGUACGGGCAUGAGCCCCACAAGCCCUAAAAUGCAUCCGCCCCCGCAGCCUCGCAAGUGGAGCCUUUCGAACGCGUUCAGCAAAGCUACGAUGAAAGGUUCGAAAACCUCGGGGGUCAAGGAGUCGAACUCGUUCACGGACCUGGCCGCUACAAGUAUCCGCAGUCGCAAGACGUCGACGACGAGCCGAAUUUUUGAAUCGGGCUUGCCCCGACGGAUGGCGUCGUCGUCGAACGACAUCGUGGGGCUCGCAGCCAGCACCAGCGGACCCAACUUGGCCCAGCCCCCGCCUGCUCCUAGCCAGGGCUCGUUCGGUCGAUCGAGCCGACACCUCGCUGCGAUUGUCACGUCUCGCCAAAGGACGGUCAGCCAGAGCAGCAGCUCGAUCCAGUCAAGUGUGAGCGUCGCAAACCCUUCGGUCAUCGCGACCAGUCCCGGCCGAUCCCGGUCCAGUCUGCUUAGCCCUCGGCGGACACCUUCUGGGAUCCCCUUCUUCUCCAAGAGCUCUGAUCAGGCCCCUAUCUCGGCCACGACACCUUCUCCCAACUCGGAGCAGUCGCCACGCACGAGCACGCCCCCCUCGAGCAAAAGUGCCGGUCGCAAGUCGAUCCUCGGUUUUCACUUUUUGCGCAAGGACAAGGAUCGUGACGCGAAGAAGGACAGCAAGAGUCCGGCGUCGUCUCCGCUUUCAAAUGCCACGUCUAGACGCGGCAGCACCGCUUCCUCGGUAUUUGCGUCGGCAUUCGACGAACCGAGGGUCACGGACGAGUUUGGUCGUCGGACCAGCAUUGCGUCGACGUUUGCGAAAUCGACCAGCACGGGUCCACGAAAACGAGGCAACGUGAGUAAAGGCCUCUUGUCGUCUUCUGCUUUGAACUGAGCUGAUCCGACUUGUUCUACCUUCCGAGAAGCAGACGCUCAGCAUCGUCAACAACAGCAAGCCUGCCGAGCGUGCCUCGAGGACACAGGCACAGCUACCACCGCUUCACGUUCCUGCCCUGUCGGCCACCACUGCUCGACGCAUCGAUUCUUUGAGCUCCGUUUCGUCGACCUCGUCUGCAUCCAAGACGGGAUCGCUCGCCCGCGUACCUGUACCCACGAAUCGGAUAAGCAAACUGCAGGAUUCGGUCAAGGCCAAUCUGCCGCCUAUCGUUGGUUCUCCCUCCUCUCAUGCGGUGCCGUCCGUCUCACGCACCUCGUCAAGCUCGCAAAGGUAUCAGCAGCACGAGCAGUGCAGUCGGUCGCCCAGUCGGUCGCCUGUGCCCAAGUCGCAAACGCCGACCAAGAUCCCUCGCUUCGGUACGCGACCAUCGACCGCCUCGACGGAUCGUGCAACGCCUCGAGGACCGAUCUCGCGCGAUACCUCGCCUGUCGUAGAUAUGGGCCACAGCGGAUCGCAUUCUGUCUCGCGUCACGGGUACUUGUCCAAGACCGUCACGCCCGAUCUAUCCCAUUCGACUGCCUCGGACGCACGAGCCCCCUCGAUUGGAGCGAGUGAGUUCGGCGCUGCAACGAAGCGCGAACCCGGACUAACUGCCGGCGUGAAGACAUUGUCCACUCGUCGGCGGCUCGAUUCGGAAUCGCACAUCCCUCGCAGUCGAAGCACGGCUCUGGCCGCGUCGACGAACACCGUUCGCACGGCGAGAGAGGAUCCGAUCACCGCGUCCCAGGCAUCGACUUCGAUCCAUUCUGCUCCUGCGCCAGUACCACGAGCAACGCGUCGACACUCGAUCAUCAGUGUCGACGACGGCAAGAUCGCUGCCACUCCUGCCCGAGUUCACCCUCGUACGACCUCGCUUUAUUCGUCGACGACCAAAUCGAGCGGAUCUCUUGACCCGUCGACCCUGAAUUCGAGUACGUCGUCGCGCAAAACCCUGCCCAGGACGUCGGAGCUCGCCACGGGCAGUGUCAACAAACGAUCGGCCCAUGGAUCCUUGGCGUCCUCGACGGCUUCGGUCGCCGAGUCGUCGACGCCUGCGUCCGCGUCCACUCUGUCGAGCUCUCGAUCGUCGAGAACAUUAGCGACGAAACUCGCACUGCCUUCUCGCAUAUCUCGCUCUUCGACCUCGCCGUCGCUAUAUGCCGAGCAUUCGAACGACUCUGGUCGGUCCUCCGCAACCAGCUCCCAAUCGACGGUCGUGACCGAAGAUGAGGUGCGAGGAGAUGAAGAGAUGUCGGCCUACGUGCGACGACAGCAAGCCAAGCGACUUGCGGCGGGAAUGACGAACGAUGCGAUCCGCAAGAUGUUCGAGUUCCCCGAGCCGACUCAGCCAUUGCCUCCUUUGAGCCAUCGCGAUGCCUUGUCCCUGUACUCGCGCUACCUCUCACAAUACGAGCGACAAGAAAUUCGCGAGUACGAGAACGUCUACUUUGUCGGACCCAACUGCGACAAGAAGCCGGCCACGCUCGAAAACACAACGAACAACCACGGCUACGAUGACGAACGUGGCGACUACCUGCUUGUCAACAACGACCACAUCCGAUAUCGUUACGAGGUCAUCGAUGUGCUCGGCAAAGGAUCUUUUGGGCAGGUGCUGCAGUGCCGUGACCACAAGACGGGAGAGAUGGUCGCGAUCAAGAUCAUCCGCAACAAGAAGCGCUUCCACCAUCAGGCCUUGGUCGAGAUCAAGGUCUUGGAGAACCUCGUCGAAUGGGAUCCCGAGGAAAAGCACUUUGUGAUCCGCAUGGUCGAUUCUUUCACGUUCCGCGGCCACCUGUGCAUCGUCACCGAGUUGCUCAGCAUCAACUUGUACGAACUUGUCAAAGCCAACAGUUUCAAUGGCUUUUCGACGAUCUUGAUCCGAAGGUUCACGAUCCAGAUCUUGGGUUCCUUGUCGCUAUUGCGUCAUCAUCGGGUCGUACAUUGCGAUCUCAAGCCCGAGAACAUCUUGCUCAAGCACCCGGCGCGAAGUGGGAUCAAGGUCAUUGACUUUGGGAGCAGUUGCUUUGAGAACGAGAAGGGUCAGUGCAAGCAUUGGACACGGUCCCUACAUCGUUGAGUGGUAUCACUGACGCAUAAUGGUCCCAUAUUGCAGUUUACACGUAUAUUCAAUCCCGCUUCUAUCGCUCGCCCGAAGUGAUCCUCGGCAUGAAUUACCACAUGGCUAUCGAUGUGAGUUCCAGCGACUCUCGUCCGGUCUAAGCUUACUGACGAGAUUUGAUGGUCCUCGCUGCAGAUGUGGAGCCUGGGCUGCAUCAUCGCCGAGAUGUACACCGGGUACCCAAUCUUCCCGGGCGAGAACGAACAAGAACAACUGGCGUGCAUCAUGGAGGUAAUGGGCCUGCCUGACAAGUACCUCAUCGACCGUAGCUCGAGGAAGCGACUCUUCUUUGGUGGGUUGGCCUGGAUUUCCGUCGCACAGAAUACCCAAGAUCUUUUGCUCAUGUGCACGUCUCGAUCAUCACACAGACUCGACCGGUGCUCCCCGUCCUGUCGUCAACUCGAAAGGUCGACGCCGCCGUCCUGGGACCAAAACGCUUGCUCAGGUGCUCAAGACGGAUGACGAGCUCUUCCUUGACUUCAUCACCAAGUGCUUGACAUGGGACCCUGAUCGUCGUCUCAAACCGGAUCCGGCCUUACGUCGUACGUCUAAAAAGUCUAACUCAUAGUGGUGGAGCUUUUGACUGAUCACGAUCUCCCUUUAACCCUUCCUAGAUCCGUGGAUCGUCGCCGCUCGAACUCGAGCUACCUCCCCCACGGCACCGCCUCGCACUUCUCGCUCCUCCACCGCGACCGGAUCAUCGAUGUUGAGCGGCCCCAGCUCCACAAGCACAACAACGAGCUUAAUUUCGACCCCUCGCAAAAAAGUUGGCACGAUCGCCUCCAGCAGCAAUACCGCGCCCGUCCAACGUACCCGUACGCAUUCAAGCGUCACGGUCUCGAAUACGAUCGGCGUGACGGGUGCUUCCGGGGCUCCUCGUUUAAGCUCGAAGGGAUCGUUGCAGUUGCCGCCUUCGAGAGGGUAUUCAACCGUUCGCGCUUCGGUGGCCUAA
Messenger RNA from Microbotryum saponariae, 7613 nucleotides. NCBI's taxonomy places the organism in Eukaryota, Fungi, Basidiomycota, Microbotryomycetes, Microbotryales, Microbotryaceae. The record is from the annotation of a GenBank genome assembly.